Molecule: messenger RNA, 645 nt
Organism: Cadophora gregata
Lineage: Eukaryota; Fungi; Ascomycota; Leotiomycetes; Helotiales; Ploettnerulaceae
Exons: 1
Coding region: 1-645 (214 amino acids)
Source: RefSeq, a predicted model, not a curated record
AUGUCUCCUCCAGCCAACAACGACGUCUUCUGCUGUUCCGCAGCAAAGAUACGCAUAACAACCGCCAGCCCUGACCACAAACUCCUCGAUUUCGUCAUCUCCACUCUAGAAGGCAAGCUCCCCUGCCGUGCCAAGGUCCCCGUUUACAUGGAAGACGAAGAUAUCGGUGACUACGUCUUUUCCGUCAUCACCUUAGAAUCCGACAUCCCGUAUGUCACCACAGAGCUCUUCAGCAACUUCCAUGUCACGGGCCCUGAAUCCGAUCCGUCGAUUCUGCUAGUCACAAUUUCCAAGACAAUGUUGAGAGAGGAAUUUGAUGUGGAUGUGGAGAGUGAGGUUCGUCUGGCAUGUGAAGAGCAUCCGCAUGAUUUCUUCCGGGUGGGCCUUCUCAAGCGGAAGGCUGAUAGCUCCAGUGAGACCUCUGAUGAGGAGUCUGUUCUGAGUCAGAUGUUGAGUUCUAACGCCAUGGCGGAGCAUGAUCGAACGUUGGACCCGCGUUACGCAACUGGUUUGGGAGGUAGUUCCGACCCGGGUCAUGAAUCUGGAUCUGAAUCGGAUCGGAUGUCUGAUACAGAUCAUGGUCCAAUAACAAAGUCUGACGGAGAACUUGAUAGAGGACGAAAGCUCAGCGGAGAGUGGUUCUAG